Messenger RNA from Nomia melanderi (Alkali bee), 11783 nucleotides. The record is from RefSeq and is a predicted model, not a curated record. Lineage: Eukaryota; Metazoa; Arthropoda; Insecta; Hymenoptera; Halictidae.
ACGUCCGCGGAACAAAGCAAUCGAUGAAUUUUGCUGUGUAUCACGAUAAUAUUAUUUUUCUUCCGAUAACACUACACGGCAGACAUGAAUAAGCGAUAAGCGAAUUCUCUAAUCUUGGCGAGCAAAGAUUUUUGAUUAAUCUCUCCGUCGGUGUAGGAUAGAAUCAUAUUACCUUUUCCUUUUCUUUUCUCUUUUUUUCCUCCUUUCAUUUUCCCUUUUCGAGCCUGCUAAUGAAUUCCAUGAUCAUUUCGAGAAAGAGGAUCGAAUCGAAAUCGAAAAGGAACAGGCAGAUAGAAGUGGAUCAUCUAGAUUUGAAGAACGUUCAUUAUCGUUAACUGUGGUGGCUCGGUGUCGAGUAAUGUACGCGAUUGAACGGCAUCGAGUCAACGAUCGUUUCGGUACGACACGCGAUGCGGCCGCGGAGAGAAUAAGAAAAAUUUCCGUUUCGAUGCGCGACGUGACGGCGUUGUGUCUUGCGGCUCGUGUUUCGCUAAACUGUCGGUAAUCAUUCUCCUGUGAACAAAAUACCAUUGAUUUAACAAAGUUCUUGUUAUGGAUACCCGCACGUCCGUUCAACGGGAAUAUUUUCUUGUCUGGGAUUAUGUAGAUGACAUCGAUGGAAGCGUUUUCAAACCCUCGCAGGAGGUGAAGGGAGGAUGAAGAAUGCCCCGCGUCGGUGGAGACGGGGGUGGCGGGUCGGAGAAGGCAGGGGGGAGUGGAUUCGGAGGAUGGCUCGGGGGUGCAGCGAGAGCCAUGACUGGGGCAACCGUUGGUGGCGGAUACGUCGUUUUAGGGGGCACCAGAUACGGUCUCCGACUUUCUCAGGAAAGCUUGCCGCCAUCAAACUCGCGGGAGGAGUCGCAAGAGAGAAGACGGAAGAGGAACUCCCGGGAGAACGACUUGCGAGAGAGAUUGACGGAGAAGUCCCUGGAGAAUCCGGUGCUGGACCUGAGCUCGAGCAUCGCCGAUUGCUGUUGCAUCGGUCCGCGUUCCCGUCUACCGUUGCCGAGGAUCCCGCCGUCGUCGACGGGGACGUUGGCAGCGACGACGACGGUGUCGUACUCAUCGCCGUCGGCGUGCGGUGCCGACGGAGGAGGAGGUGUAGGUGGAGCUGGAGGUGGCGGUGGAGGAGUAAGUGGUGGACAGGCUCCUUUUCCUGGGCCUCCCACGUCUUCGAACAGCCGUGCCGCCGGCAUGGAACAGCCGGCGACGCUGACGACGCCAACGACGUCGGCGCAACCGUUGGUGAACUCUAAUAAUAACCAAGGGAUGCUGCAAACGUCGGUGGGGAACAGUACUGGCCAGCACCAUCCACCACAAUCGUCCGCAACUCUAACGGCAGCGGUACCGUCGUCGUCCUCGUCGCCAUCCUCCUCGACGUUGUUCAACACGUCGACCGCCGUCCCGACGCUGCAGUCCGUCUCGGUGCCGCGUCAGCUCGCGCAGUGGACCAAGCAUCAGACCCUGAAGCUGCAGGAACCAGCAGUGAUAGCGGUGGACCGAUUGCACAGGUUCCGAUGGAGCGGGGGCGGAGGAGGAAGCGGCAAGAAGUCCUCUUCCGCCCCCCGGAGCGACAAGGCCGAGCGCCUUCGAGAGCUCACCGAAAAACUGAAAGGACCAGCACCGGUGCCGCCACCGAGAAGACCUUCCCGGGUUCAAGCAUCCUCUCCACCGCCGAGUGGUUAUUUGCCAACCCCGCAAAACUAUCCGCAAGCAAUUGGACAAGGAUGCGGCCGUUGCGACAGCCGUCCUACAAAUCGGAGUUACACGUUCAGCGAGGGCAACAACCAGCAUCCGCAACAUCAUCUGAAGACGAUCGGCCGAAGUGACAGUGUCGGUGAAGAGUGUUUCAGUGAGCCGGGUAGGGAUGCGUGCAGAAAGACUAAUACCGAUUCGAGGAGGUCCUUGCGAUCGGGCAGGCAACACGACAGGAGCAGUGGUGACGUAAGUGACAUAAAAAACGAGCUGAACGCCAGUGUGAACGCGGCAAAACAUUUGAGACAGUACAGUGAUUCGGUGGUGGAUAGUGCUACGUGUAUGGACGAUUUGUGCGACAACCUGAACGCCGCGUCAGGUGGGAACGAGGGCGAGGCUAGGGACGCCAUCACCAGGCUCGAGCCUAGAGGACCUCUUCUUACCUUCCACAGGGCUGGUGCACCCUUUAGAAGCGCCUCUUUUGGACAGGUGGACUUUAACCAAGUGAAUCGAACAAAAGCUCAGCCAAUAGCCUCGUCGAAUCGGACUGAGAACAAGGAUGUUCGCGCCAGCACGUUACCACGAAGGCGAGGGGAUGUCAGUCCGGUCGUCUCGACGCCGCAGAAUAGCCCCAAUCGUCAAAGUCCACGUACAUCGACGCCCAGCGUCGACAGCGCUGUCGGCUCGGCGGAAGGCUUGGGCGUACCGCAGACCGGAAAUCACGAAGAAAUUCGACCGAGGAGCGAUGGUUCCGACAGUCUGGCUACCUCCAGUGCCCUCACCAGCCCGGAACCACCGGUGCCCGAGAUUCACGAACCGAGAGUCGAUCUCGUGCAACCGGACGCACUUCCGAUUGAAAUCGUUACAUCCGAGCCCGUCUUUCCGCUCGUCGAAAACUCGGCGAUCGAAGAAACCGUGCAGAAAGAAAAUAGGAUAGAGCCGCACGAAGUGAUAAUAACACCGCCACCGGAGGAGCCACGGUUGAGCCAGGCGAGCGAGGGUAGCGAAGCAGCCAGCGAGGCACCCUCGGAGACGUCCUCGCCGUCGGGUAAAACGAGAAGGUACCGGGGGGACACCAGCAAAAGGAGAAAGGGCGUGUACAUAACCCAAUGGCCGGAGCCCUUGGACACCGACAGGAACAAGCUGUCAGCUCAGAGCAGCGAGGAAAGAGACGAGCCACCUGCGACGCCCAGCGACCUCUCCGACUGUGAGGGCCACACGCCUAGAAGAUACAGUAAGAGGCCUCUGCGCGGUCCCUAUGGGCAAAUGCUCGAGGCCGAAAUGGCGAAGCCACGUGCCACCGACAUCGCUCUCGAAGAAGGUCUUCGUCCGCGUAGAAAAGUUUCCGCAAAUCUCUCGUACAACACCAGCUCGAAUAACAGCGGCUCCGAGCCGCCCACGCCCUGCCAUCAUAGAACAACCUCCAGCCCGAGCAAACUCGAAGGUCUUCCGGGACCAAGUCCUGAACUCCUCGCGGAACUACUUCGAGGAUCCUCGGAGAGGGUGGCUCGCGCGCCGGUGCAUCGAAAUGAUACCAGAACUCACGUUGUCGUGGAACUUUAUGAUACGGAGCGAUCAUACGUGGAGGCACUGCAAAUACUAGUCAAUAAAUACCUGCAGCCAUUGAAGAGUUCCGAAAAUGCCGGCUUGGUGGAUGCAGCGACGGUGGACGAAAUCUUUUAUCAGAUUCCCUCUAUCCUCAAUCAUCACGAAGUAUUUCUGGAGGAACUGCGCAAAAGGCUUGAUACUUGGGAACUUAAGCAGACAAUUGGCGAUGUCUUUCUCGAUGUGUUCACGAAGCCAGUCGUCCUGGAGACGUACACCCUUUUCCUUGAUAAUUGGAAGUCCGCGAGGAAGGCGAUAAAGACGACUUGUCAAGCGAAACCGGCUUUCGCACGAUUCCUCGAGACAAUGGAACGAGAGCACAAGGGAAAACUCGGAUUAGAUCAGUUACUGAUCAAACCGGUGCAGAAGAUACCCCGUUACGAGCUGCUCAUCCAAAGACUGUUGAAGCACACCGAUACAUCGCAUCCAGACUUUGAGCUGCUUCAAGCUGCCCAGAAAGAGGUACACGAGUUAGUUGUGAAGAUCAAUUGCACGGAAAGGGAGUCCCUUGAGUGGGAGCAACAGCAAACGACUUUGCGGGAAGUUCAGGCGCUCGUAGAGGGUCUUGCUGGCAUCGUUACUAACGACAGAGCUUUCGUCCGUCACGAUCUGGUCACCAUUGCCUCAAACCAGGGAACGAGAAAGGAACGCGCGUUGUUCCUGUUCUCUGAUUUGCUUGUUAUCACCAGUAUCAAGAGGAGAAGCGGAACUAUCAGAAAACCGUCAACAAGUUCCUGCCCGAACAGUCUGGUCGGCCUACUGGAAGCAAAUAAGUACAAAAUGUUAAUGAGAAUAGCACUGGACGACCUAGAAGUUAUGAAAGCCAAAGAUGAAAAUUUGAGGCGAAUGGCUCGUGAAGUAGACCACCUUCGAGAAGACUGUGUUACGUUGACACAACUUCAGGAAUUGGCGUCAACGUUGCAUAGCGCGAAGCAACAAUUAGAGGACAUUAUCAAGGACAUGCUAGGACAGGCGCAACGUCAAUUAGCCGAGAGGAAUGCGGCACAUUCGCAAUUGGCCUGUUUGGAAUUAACGCUUAAUACACAAGCCGGAAUCGAGAAUAUUUCCGUUAUGUUCACGAAGCCAGACAAGAGGGCCAGCUGGGAGGAAAGCUUUAACGAGGCCAAGCAGAAGCUAGCGUUGUCCGCUGAUAAGAGACCUUGCCCAGAGUUUGUGGGUCCUCUGCCAAUCCGAAAGACUCGUGCAGGCUUACAGUUUACCUGCGCUGCGCCCACUUUGACCAACGGACAAGUAUCCAGGGACGUUUGGGUGUGCAAUAGCGACGGCUACGUCGGCCAGGUCUGCGUACUGAGCUUAAUGCCGGAACCGCCGCAAGUCACGUCCUGCAACGGUGUUUGCAACGCCAGGAUUCUGUGCGUCGCGGGAAUCCCGGCGUGCACGCAAAGAUCGAAUUCGUGCGUGACUAACAACACUUCGUACGCGAACAGUAAGAGCGGCAUAAGCAUAUCGGUCCAGGAUGUCGAUGCCAGUGGCGGGAACAUACAGUUAGAUAGCAGCUCGAGCUCCGAGGACUCGGACUCGGACGACAUUCCAUGUGCAGAUACGGGUAGCCUGACCUUGGGCGGCGACGUACCAAGUAUUGAUAGUUCUACGACAGAGGAGGACACCAAUCAACCCACUAUGUGGCUAGGGACGGAAGACGGAUGCAUACACGUCUACAACUGCAACGAUAAUAUCAGAAUAAAGAAGAACAAAGUGAAGCUACAGCAUAACAGCAGCGUGCAUAGCAUCAUAUAUUUGGAUAACAAAGUGUUCGUGUCACUUGCUAACGGGGACAUUACUGUCUACGCUCGAGAUCAUUAUCGUAAAUUUGUAGUGGGUGGUUGGAACACACCAGAACCAACGACCGUGCCGGUAGGGACACCAGCGUCUCCGAUCACGAGGAUGCUUCCGGUAGCAGGGAAACUUUGGUGUGGCUGCCACAAUACCGUGAAAAUCGUGAACAUCCACACAUUCGACAUCGAACACACGUUCGCUGUCAGCAACGACACGUCCAUGUCAGUUUCCUGCAUGGCGAGCUCCGGUGGUCUGGGAGUCUGGAUCUCUUUGCACAACAGUGCCGUGCUGCGACUAUUCCAUUCUACCAGUUACGAGUGCUUGACAGACAUCAAUAUAGCUCCAGCUGUCACCAAAAUGCUUACCACAGGUUGCGAUGACAUAAUACGACAGCACAAGGCUGCCUGUCUGAGAGUUACCGCACUUUUGGCUUGCAACGAGUUGCUUUGGAUCGGCACAAGCGCCGGUGUACUCUUGACCGUGCCAAUUCCCCAUAUAAAGCCAUCCACUCAGAGGAUGUCCCAGCCGCCGAUCGUAACUGGUAUUCCCCACGGACACACUGGCCACGUGCGUUUCCUAACAUGCGUGGAAACAUCGAGUCCAUCCAAACCGGAUCCACGUCCGAAAGUGAACCGAUACUCCCUGAAAUCCAACAAGAACCAACAAAAUAACAUCAAUCGCGGGAAACUUCUCGUGAUAUCUGGCGGCGAUGGCUACGAGGAUUUCAGAGGACCUCAAGCUUCCGCUGAGCUGCAGGCUGGUCGCGAAGACUCGACCAAUCAUCUGCUGCUUUGGAAGGUGUGAUGUGAUCUAGUACGACCCUCGGCAAGGGUCGCAGUUCACGCACGUCGGCAUGACACGCCGUGGGAAUCGUUGUUACAUGUGCAUAGAGCACGUGGUCGGGUCCGGCAUCGUCCGAUCGUGGCUGUUCAGGACGUAUUCGCCCGACGAUUUUUCAGGGAACGCGGGAAGGUUCUCUGGCUCGUUGUAGCCGAGUGGAUCAAGAGCAGAAUGAAGGAGGUUCGUUAUUUGCAAGGUGCCAAGAGGUACGGGUUCCACAGCGUGAUAGAACCCGAGUAGGUAUUUUUCACGAGUUACCUUUGAUGCUGACGAGCGAUCAGACUUCUGGAUCGAGUGGUUCGUUUGACAGUUGUUGAAUCGUUUUAGACCAAGGUGUGACAGAGACGUGUAAACGAUUUACUGGAACCAGAUCAGAGUACAAACAAAGCCCCAUUGAAACCGAAGCCUUCAGACUCUGAAAUUCACUAUUUAGAUUCUACAUAGACUCGUUCGGGAAAAAGAAGCAAAUAUUGAUCGAUUCGUGUUGUUUCGAUAAAUCGGGUUUCAGGAAAUCGUUUAACAAAAGAUUUGUAUUUUUGCACUGGAUCGAGAGAAGGUUUCGCGACGUUGAAUCGUGUUUGUCACGCGAUUCCGUUUACUAUCGAUGUAUUUCACUGUUCGUCGAAGAGGAAUAUUGAGAGGACUAUCGUUCCCCGGGGACGCGCGUACGUGCCCCGAGGAACAGUAACUAGGAAGCCGUAAUGAAGUACGAUACCUGGAAGAGCGUUGAUUCGAGCUUAUUAUACAACCGACACUGGCCUAACAUAAACGUAGACGCUAAAAGGAAACUAGAAAGAGACUAAUCCAAUGAAUUGUGCCAAAACGAAUUUAUCAUUCUCCAUCGAUCGACGCUGCGCAAGAACUGACGUACUUCAUUAUCCGUUUCAUUAACCGACGUAAAACUGAAUGUGUUCGUGUGAAACCGUAAUGGGGAUUUAUUCAGAUCGCAGACGCUGGAUGCGAGUAAUCUUUUUCGAAUUGAAAUGUCUCUCCAGCGACGUUGUUACGCGAUCGCUCAAAUCGAGAAGAUAGAAAAGUAUCUGUUCCUCCGAAUUACAUGAAAAGGGGAACGGUCGAAGUAUUUGAAUUUGUUGAAUGAAAGAAUCGGUGAUACUAUGUAUUCGGUGAGAUUGUUUGUCCGCUUUUAUUCGCGAGGAAAUUGUUGUCGGGGAGUCGAAUGUGAAAGAGUAAUUUCGGUGUCGCGGGAAUAUUUUUAUCCGAGAGGAAAUGGAAAUUUUUUGAGGCUUCGCCGCGAUGAUUGUCUCGGAAAUGCAUCGUUCAAUUGUCGGUGAGCUAAAUCGGGGGUUGCGAAAUUCGAGAGGCCACUUCGUAUAGUUUCCCCUGGUCCAGGGUACUUUUGUUUAAGUCUUUUAAGCUCUUUAUACCUUCCGCGCGUUUUAUUCGCUUAAAUGAUUUAAGCGACUCGUCUACUUUUUCUACGAUACUCCGACGAUCCAUGAAAAUAUCAACCAUGUUAUCAACAUAUAGCAUAUUUGACAAUAAUUAAUUGAUAUCGAUUAGUCGAGUGAUUCUACGCGAGACCAAGUAUUUACCGACGCACCGACGAUGUCAACUGAUGCACGAAGAAGCCCUUUUGUUCGCGUUCCUCGUUUCCGUUCAUCGUGUUUCCCAUACCACACGGAUUUAGAAUGUCGUUUAGAUUCCUCGGACCGCGGAUAUCCUUCGGCUUGGACUACUUCAUCAUAGAGAUUGUUGUUGUAAUGGUUCACUUGUCUUUUCUACAGCACGACCUAUCGCUGAAUAAGGAUCUCAAAUUUCUUGUAAAUAGUUAUAAUAUUGGGAUCAUUGAUUUUUGUACAAUAUACUUUUAGUUGGAUUUAGAAAUGAGGAAAGAAAUUUUUUAAGGUAAGGGGAUCAUUGACAAGAAAUACGAUAUUGAUUCUGUAUGCAAGAAACAGAACAUUAAUAUCUAUAGAUUAAAAAGAACAGAUGAAAUGUUGCCGGCACAUGAUCAAGAGAAUGGGAACAAGUACUUGUUAGCGAUCUAUAAAUUGAUCUUUAAAUUGGGUUUGCUGCACAAGUGGCAAAUUGUACGAUGCACCAUAUAAAUCUCAAUUGUAAGAGAUUACAUUUUGGACAUCAUUUAUUUUAGAAUUAUUAUCAGCUAUAAAUGUUCUUUAAUCAUUAGAGCAUAAACUAAUGAAAUAUUAUUAUAAAAUUAUAUUUAAAAACAGCCUAAACUUAUUUAAUUUAUAGUAUCAUUUUGAAUGAAACUGUACUUUGAAGUACUUUCAGGAUAUAGAGACUUAAGAAAACUUACUAUUAAAUAUGUAAAGAAUUAUAAUUAUGUUUCUCUUAUUAAUUUUGUUUAAUUAGUUGUCCCUCUCAUUCCAUCUCUUGACCAGCUUGAUAAUAUGAAAGUUCGCCCUUGUUAUCUUACCAGAAAGUUAAACAUUCACGUAAUGUGAAAGUUACAAUCAAAUUGCAUAAAUUACAAUGAAACCACCAGCGUGAAACAUUUUUUUUCUAGGUAUCAUAAAGAAUUGUUUACAUUUAUUGACCCCAAUAUUAUGACUUCUCCUUAAGUAAAACGCAAUGUACAUUCUUACCUUACAAUAUUUGUAUGUCCACCACCGCAUGUUAUCUCAAACUGAAAAACAUUAACCUUCAGCGUGAAAUCUUCCGAAACAGAGCACAAGCCCGUCACCUAAUUGUAAAAUACACAUGGAAGCAGCGAUGAAAAUGGUAUUGAAACAUAUUGCACUAAUUUUAAGAGUGGCAUCGUUUUACUAGAAGAGCCGGUAUCGUUUCGUUUCGCACGUUCCAAGACUGACCAUAAUCUCUGAAAACGAUACGAAACACAAUAUCACGUAGUGUCGUAAAAAUAUAAUAAUCUAACGAUUUUGCUAUAAUAUUCUGAUACACUUAGGAAUUCGAUUUUCGUAAUCAAACUGGCUCAAAUUGAAAAACGAUCAAUGCUUAAAUCGCUCCUCGAAUAGUUUUCAGACCUUUUCGAUGUGUUUCUCCCUACAUCUGUGUAUGUGACAAGCUUUCCAUAAGCCUACUGCUCGACGAACAUGCACGUUCCGAUAAUUCAUGCCGCUUUUUCUGUAAUCGAACAAGUAACAAGCGGCAAGUAUUAUUGAACAUGUUGAUUGCUGAAUAAUUUCCCAAUAUCUUACUCCUCACGCUGAAACUGUUCAAAAAAUGAAAUACAGCAGAACCUCGAUUAAACGUAUCGCUGUUUUUCUCGAUUUCGAUCGUCCAAUGUUUUAUUUAUCCGCUCACUUGAAAAUUUGAAUUCUUACAUUAUACAUCGAAAUAUGUGCGAUUACAAAGUAUAGAAAAUCCAAGGUAAUCCGACCAUAGGGAGAAAUCGAACGAGAAUCGUUUGGAAAUAAAUAAAAAUAUAGGAGGAUUCUGUAUCUCAUUUAAAUAAAACGAAUGAAUCAGUUUAUUACAUAUCUCACAUAGAUAAUUAUUGAAAAACCAUCAUUAAGUUAUAAUAUUAAUUUUGAUAGUUUAAUAUGAAUAUGUGGUUGAACUUAUUUUGAAGAAUUCCUCCUCGAAUCUCCAUUUAUCUGAACUCUUAAUCACCCAUUUAAAUAAGAUAAUUGAAGUUUUACUGUAUACGUAACAAUAAAAUAACGUGCAAAGUUUUUUAAUUAAAUUAAUCAUCACAAUUUACGCGUUCAUCUCGCUAAAUGUCAUCGCGUCACGUCACAUCGUUAAUGACAUUGAAAACUUCGCGAACAAUUAUCAUUUAGCUGAACGAACCGCUGUAAUUCACCUCGUUAAGGGUCACUGACGACCCACGCGACGUUCAACGCAUAAAAUCGGAGCGUGAGAUUCACCAGCAACGUUCUCCAACCGUGUACAGAUUUUGUAUUUUAGUUUGUCGGUGUGAUUUCCAUUAUCCUGCGAGACGUACAAGUUUCUACGCGCAGACGAGUGUCACGAUCGCCCGAAAUAGAUCCAACAGAACCGUCGGAAAUGAGAAUCCGAUGGCGAGAGACUCUGCUUUCGACAAUUCGUCUUUCACGAAAUGAACGUCAGAUUACUCGGCGACACGGUGUAAUCGUGUCGUUGACGCGUUUGCUCGCGUGAUUGAGUGCGUGCGUGCAUGUGUAUGUGUGUGUAUGCGCGCGUGUGCUCGUACGAUUACAGAUCGAGCUGUGUCGUUAACACGUUCGUUGCCGUUGGCUCCUAUCGGCGUCGCUCCGCAGUAUCUAAUAUAUUUCAAUGAAUACCACGGAUUGCUUGAAAAUUAAUUAAGUUACCACUAGACUACGAAUCUGUAUGUAAAUUAAAAUUGUUUUAAUUAUACAUUUGUAAUUUGAGAUUUCAUUCGAAGUAUUUGAGUAUUUAAUUAUAAACAAAAUUACGAUAAACACAUAAGAAUCUCCAGUCUAGUUAUUACAAGUAAACAAUAUAAUACUUUACGAUGCUAUAAGGUGAAAGUGUAUUAUUUCUGCUAUCAUAAAUAAAAAAAUGUGUAUUUAUAUAUAAGCGUAAGAGCAACUUCUAUCGGAGCCGAUUGGUAUCCAUAUUCUAUUCGACGCCGGCAGCGAACGGGUUGAACGGCACGAUCGACAAUAGUCAGAAAGGGAGCCCGAAAGUCCUGCGAAAUUUUUCAUUUCGGUUGUCUCUGUGUUUGUCUAGCAAAUAGGAUGUUGAGAUACUUUGUCAACGAGAAACCGCGACCGCUUCGUCGACGAACGUGGUCGGUUGGACAGUGGAGAGCGGAUAACAAGAAACUAAUAUUAUUUAUUGUAGCUACGUAAGGUAUGCGAAAGUACACAACCAGCUGUAUCGCGAUUGAUACUGUACGAAUGCAUCUGUGGUAUUUUUAGUGUGCAAUAAAACGACAGAAAAAUUGAUGGUGUCAUGUAUACAGCAACGAUCGCGUCCGUAAGUUAUUAUUAAUGUUAUAAGUGUCUAGAGGCGAGGUACGCAACACACCGCAGAAAUAUAUUUGUAUUAUAUGUACUCGUUCCUUCCUAUUGGUGUCGUCAUUUCAUUAUCCCGCGGUCUAACAGUUUCGAAGACGCUCCAGUCAAUUAUUAUUUGACGUUCUUGUUUCGUUGUCUAUUAGUCGAAUAAAAAUUAAUCCUGGAUAAACACGCCGUGUCUUUUGUCAUCCGUUCGACAUCCUAGAAUCUAACGCACUCCAGCUUCUUUGUGGAAAUUGACAUCUUGAGAAUAAAGUUGUACGUAUAUUUUGUUUGUUUUGUUUCUAUCUCUAAACAUGUUUAGAACACAAGAACGUAUGAAAGAAUACAUGUAGUUCAGAAUCUAUGAGAACUUGUUGUGCUUAAGUUCGAGUAAGAUAUUUUGAAUUAAAUUUGAGGAUUUGACGUGUUCUGGCAUCAGUUUCUAUGCAUGUAUGUCCUAAGUAUACUUCCAGGGUUAAUCAUUAAAAAUUAAAAAAACUUUUAUUCAUUUCUUAGGCUUCAUCUCUCCAAGUAAAAAGUAAAUACUUUUUAAUCAAAUCUAAGUAACGAAUUAAUAAUAUAAAAUGAUAUUUUACUGUACUCUUAUACAAUUAUUUUCUUUUUUAAUAACCAAGGAUUGUUAUUCUUCGUUUCAUAAUAACUAUAUAUUUUUCGACAAUAGUAGCAGGAAAUUUGAAUGCAAUAUGAAAAUAAUUUGUGUGUAGUUUUUAUUAAAAAAAAAAUAUUCACGGUUUAUUCAUAUUUUUUUUACAAACACUGUAGAAUAUCGUAAAAUAUAUACGACUUUGAAUAACACCGGCAGACAUGGUAAAAUUACUUUUCAAAAUAACAACUAUUGAGUAUACAUUACAAAACUGUUGGUAAUCUGUAUACGUGUAUAAGUAAUUCCAUCGUUGUAUAUGUUCAAAAAUAUAUAUAUGUAUGUAUAUA